AGCAAACAGUUUAUUUUUAAUACUCCGACUGUGUCGCCGAUGUCGAUCAAGUCGGGCCUGUUCAACUAUGACGCCGUUACUCGGGAGUGUCCGGUCGGGUUUACAAAGGUCACCGAAGGCACCACCGCCGUACUGGAGCCGCCGCCGAAGGAGAAGGCGCCAACGCAGCCCACUAAACAACAGCAGCAGCAGCAGCAGCCCCCACGCAAGCGACCCGACCACGGUGACGAGGAAGACGCAAAUGAUGACGCGACGCAACAAGUCGAUCAGGCCGUCUUCUACAACCCUGCCCAGGUCGUGAAUCGUGACCUCAGCAUCAGCGCCAUUGAGCUGUUCUCGCGCCUGCGGCUGACCGAGCCGCGUCGUCGCGGCGGUACGACGGAGGGCAUCACCAUCUUAGAGGCUCUCAGCGCGACGGGUCUGCGGGCCAUCCGUUACUUUAAAGAAAUCACGAAUGUGCGCUACAUCAUCGCAAAUGACAUGGACGCCGACGCGGUGGACUGCAUUGGGCGCAACUGCGCCUACAACGGCGUGCCGGUGCAGUACCCGACCACGCAGGAGAACAUGCCGGCCUCGGCGAUUGAGGUGUACACGGAGGGUGCAGUGCAUGCAGCCGCCCCGUCGCUGCCGUUGACCUCGUCCUCCGCGUCGCCUACGCCGCGUGUGGGCGUGAAGUCCGGUGGCGCUAUUCUGCCGAACCUGGACGACGCGAACGAUCUCAUGUUUCGCCUCGCGAUGAACCCCAACGUCCGCCCUGGUCAGCGAGUCUGUCUGCUGGAUGUCGCGGCGGAGGACAGGGGCGGCGCGAACACACCGCCGCUGCCGCGUCCCCUUCUGCAGCAGGAGCUGAUGGACGUGGUGGACCUCGACCCGUACGGCUCCGCCUCCCCUUUCCUCGAAGGUGCGUUUCGCUGCAUCAAAGAGGGCGGUCUGAUGCUGGUGACGAGCACCGACAGCGCUAUUCUGUGCGGCAACUUCGCUGACACGGCGCACGCCAAGUACAGCUCGCUGCCUUACAAGGCCGGACACUGCCACGAGGCGGCGGUGCGCACGCUUCUUGCCUGUAUCGAGCGGGUGGCGAACAAGCACAAGAAGUACAUCGUCCCACUCGUCUCGCUGCACAUCGACUUCUACGUGCGCUGCUUCUUUCGCGUCUACACCCAGCCGGCGGAGGUGAAGCUGAGUGUGUGCAAGUUGGGUUAUCAGCUGCAGUGUGCGAGCUGCCCCGCGUUCUGGGUGCGGCCGAUGGCGACGGUGCGGCAGCCGCGGCCCUCGAAGCAGGACCGGCGUCGACAGAAGCGCGAGCACAACGAUCGGCAGCGGCAGGCGCGUGAAGGCUGCCGCGACACCAACACGACGGCGGAUCAAACGGAUAGGAAUGUCGCGACAGUACACAACGUGCAUGACGGUAACGAUGAUCAUGAGGAUGAGGAUCAUGCGAAGGGCACGGAGCGGCCAUCGCAACAUGGUAAGGAGGUGUAUCCACCAAGUCCGAGCCGGCAGUCAAGCCCGAAGCUGACCCCGCUCACGCUACAACAACUACCGCCCACACAUCCCGCUGCGUCCUCCUCCCCCUCCUCCUCUUCUCCGUCGUUGCCCGGUGCAUCGUUCAACACCUGCCCGGUGUGCGGCGGCAACAUCAUCCUGUCCGGCCCCCUCUACGCUGCACCGACGCAGAACCGCGAGUUUCUCGAGCAGCUGCUCGACCUUUUUAAAGAGCGCGCCGCCGAGGGCCGCCUCAACGCCGAAGCACGCAUCACCGGACUCGUGCGCACGGCGCUGGAUGAACUGCCGGACUGCCCGCUCUUCUACCAAUUACCGGACGUCGCCUCCUACGCGCGGGUGCGCUGCCCGCCCACCCCUGACGUCGUCGGCGCCCUCGCACGCCUCGGCUACCGCUGCAGUCAGGUGCACUGCGCAGCUACCGGGUUAAAGACGGACUGCCCGCCGGAGAUGCUGUUCCGCGUGAUGUUGCAGUGGAAGGUCCUUCAGGAUGCCCUGGAUGGGGAGGGCCACGCAGCAACACUGGAGGAGCCGGCAGCGCCCUCUUCCUCUUCCCCAUCCCUCUCUGCUGGUGCUGCGCGACCGCUUCGUGUUACGCCGCUCGCGGAGGCGGACUUUACGUACGACAAGGCCUACGACUUUCGCGGUCGAGUGAUUGGCGUGGCCAAAUUUGUGCCGAAUGCGCCGGGCUGGGGACCCCGUCGUCGUCACCAGGGUGCGGCGCCGCAGAAGACGAAGGAGGAGUGUGAGGAAGAGGUGGAAGUGGAGGGGCGGGGGACGGAGGGCGAUGAUGACGCAGUGAGUGCGUAG
Leptomonas pyrrhocoris is the source of this 2313-nucleotide messenger RNA. Its product is annotated as putative N(2) N(2)-dimethylguanosine tRNA methyltransferase. The transcript has a single exon. NCBI's taxonomy places the organism in Eukaryota, Euglenozoa, Kinetoplastea, Trypanosomatida, Trypanosomatidae. The record is from RefSeq and is a predicted model, not a curated record. Gene Ontology annotation, biological process: tRNA N2-guanine methylation. Bases 40 to 2313 code for a protein of 757 amino acids. Gene Ontology annotation, molecular function: RNA binding. Gene Ontology annotation, cellular component: nucleus.